UAUUUUCGAAAGUGAUUCAAAAGAUAAAACUGUGAAAAAACUUCGUGCAUGGACUCGUGUAGAACUCUCUACAUAUCGUAGAUUAGAAGGACAGUAUCCAGGACGUUCUGAACGACUUGCUCAUAUUCGAAAUGUCUUAAUGGAUAAAGCACAUGUUUCAUCAGCUGAUUACAUUUUUGUUGUUGACUUAGAUAGAAUUUCAACAACUGUUCCCUCUUUUCUUUCAAAUUUUAAAUAUGAUACAAAUCAAUGGUCAGUCAUGACAGCAACAUCACAUAAUAACUAUUAUGAUAUUUGGGCAUUACGCACCUUAUCGAACUCAAUUAUGAAUUAUGAUAUUUGGCGUCGAGUGUCAGAACUGGAACGAUCUCCGAGCAACUAUUGUCACCGGUCACUUCUUGAUGGAAUUUAUGGAAUUCAUAAAAAGCGUAUUCCGAUUGAACAUGACUUAAUUGAAGUACGUUCAGCCUUUAAUGGUGCUGGAUUAUAUAAAGUAAAUUCGACAUAUAACUGCAAAUACGAUGGUAAUCGUAUUUGUGAACAUGUGCCAUUUCAUUUGUGCAUACGAGAAAAAAAUCAAGCAAGAAUAUUUAUUAAUCCCGAGUUUCGAGUUAGUUAA
Adineta steineri is the source of this 619-nucleotide messenger RNA. The record is from the annotation of a GenBank genome assembly. Lineage: Eukaryota; Metazoa; Rotifera; Eurotatoria; Adinetida; Adinetidae.